ACAAUCUCCACCAGCUGUAAUAAUAUUGUAUAUAAUUUUGAAAAUUACACGAUUCAUGGACCUCAACACAUUUAUAAAAGGCACGCAGUAGCUAGAUCAGUCAAUCUAUCAUCGUAACACUAGUCAAGAAGAAGUAGACAACACAAGAUGAGUGGCUACUCCAAAAUGGAUUCAACUGACAAGAACCCCAACCCGGUCAAUCUCCAGACCCAGAAACCCGAUCAAGAACCUGCUGAAAUGAAACCGAGGCUGAGCAGGAACAGGUCAGUGGCUGCAUCAGGGCAAGUGUUUCACUCACCAAUGAAGAGUGUUAUGUCUAUGAGAAGAUCUUCUUCUGUCUCUGAUCAACGUUACUGUAGAAUCUAUGACCAAAGCUCUACCACGUUUCCUCUUCCUUUCAAUGAAGAAGAAGAAGAUGAAUACGAAGAUGAUGAUAAAGAGAGGAUGCAUAAGAAGAAGAAGAGCAACAAAAUCAAGAAAAAAGCAUUCGUAAAGGCUUGUAAGCGAUUCUUUGGGAUCUCUUGAAACUCUCUUUUUGGUUUUCUCUACGAUAUAAUACAGAUCUGUUUGUUAUAUUCCGAUUAAAGUCUUACCACUUUUUAUGAAACGUUUAAUACAAGAAAAUGUACCUUACAAUA
This is a messenger RNA of Raphanus sativus (radish), 638 nucleotides long. RefSeq lists its product as uncharacterized. The coding region runs from base 148 to 525 and encodes 125 amino acids. The record is from RefSeq and is a predicted model, not a curated record. The transcript has a single exon. Lineage: Eukaryota; Viridiplantae; Streptophyta; Magnoliopsida; Brassicales; Brassicaceae.